This is a messenger RNA of Camponotus floridanus (Florida carpenter ant), 985 nucleotides long. RefSeq names its product transmembrane emp24 domain-containing protein eca (gene eca). The coding region runs from base 116 to 760 and encodes 214 amino acids. The record is from RefSeq and is a predicted model, not a curated record. Gene Ontology annotation, cellular component: COPII-coated ER to Golgi transport vesicle; endoplasmic reticulum; endoplasmic reticulum-Golgi intermediate compartment. Gene Ontology annotation, biological process: Golgi organization; endoplasmic reticulum to Golgi vesicle-mediated transport; intracellular protein transport. Lineage: Eukaryota; Metazoa; Arthropoda; Insecta; Hymenoptera; Formicidae. The transcript has 4 exons.
UGUAUAUACUGUGCCAAAGGUGACGUGUAUAUUCCGUCUGGCAUGGAUACGACUGUUUAUUCGUGAUUCGAUAUUUUGUCGUUCUAUUAUCUGUAUUGUACCUAUUGUACGAAAUAUGUUAAAACACGGGAGUAUCUUCGUUAUUUUUUUGUGCGUCCUUAAAUUUGGGACCGGUUUGUAUUUCCACAUUGGCGAGACAGAACGAAAAUGUUUCAUCGAGGAGAUUCCCGAUGAUACUACAGUCAUAGUCAAUUAUAAAGUGGAACUUUAUGAUCCAAAAAGUGGAGGUUUCAUGACAAGUGGUAUUGGUAUGCACGUUGAAGUCAAAGAUCCUGACGACAAGCCUAUUCUCUCGAGAGUUUACAGUUCUGAAGGUCGAAUUUCCUUUACUUCACACACACCGGGAGAACAUGUUAUCUGUUUAUAUUCAAAUAGUACCGCAUGGUUCAGUGGUACUCAAUUGAGAGUACAUUUGGAUAUUCAAGUAGGAGAACACGCAAUUGAUUAUGCCAAUGUUGCACAAAAGGAGAAAUUAUCAGAACUUCAGUUAAGAAUACGCCAAUUAUUAGAUCAAGUCGGACAAAUAACCAAAGAACAAAAUUACCAGAGGUACCGGGAGGAGCGCUUUAGGCAAACAUCAGAAAGCACUCAUCGUCGUGUAUUUUGGUGGUCUUUGACUCAAACUGUUGUUGUUCUAAUUAUGGGUGCAUGGCAAAUGAAGCAUUUGAAGAGCUUUUUUGAAGCAAAGAAAUUAGUUUAAUUGUUGCAGUAAAAUAUUAAUCUUAGACAACAAUAUCUGUUUAAUUAUUUGUAGCUUCAGACAAUUUUCAUCAACAUUUUUUCAAUGCAUCAGUUGCUGACAUUACAUUUAUAUGAAAUUGUUAAUUAUCCUAUAACUAAUAAUUGUGUAAUAUGUAAUGUAACAAUUAUUCGUAAGAAAAAUGAUUGUAGUAUAUAUAGGAACAUUUUAAAUAAUAUAUAAUUC